UUGGAUUGACCAAUGAAAGGACGCGACGUCUAACAAGGCGGACCAAUAGAAAGAUUACAACUACCGUCGCCGGUUCGGUCGGACAUUUGGUGUUGGGUCAGUACGGCAGUGAUUAGUACCCGUGUUGCCGUUUCGUUGUGACCAGACAUGUCAUCUUCUAUCGUUGCUUUGACAUUGCUUGCCGUGGUUAGCACAGUUUCUGCAUCGCCAACUAAGGGGAGCGUUCCCCUGCAGACAUCAACUUUCGACAAGAUCGUUCCAAAGUUCAAGGCAGCGCUGGUGAAGUUCGACGUCACUUACCCGUACGGAGAAAAACACGAUGAAUUCGCCAAAGUCUCUGACGAAUCGCAGAACACACCCGAACUUUUGAUUGCCGAGGUUGGAGUGCAAGACUACGGAGACAAGGAUAACAUGGACCUCGCUGAACGUUACGGGGUAAAAAAGGACGACUUCCCAGUCUUAAAGCUCUUCUUGUCUGGCCAGAAUGACCCCGUUGCUUAUACUGGGGAAUUCAAAGCUGAUGACAUCAAGGGAUUCCUCAAGAAGCAUGCCGGUGUCAAGCUCAACUUGAAGCAUUGCCUUCCUAAAUUCGACGAGCUUGCAGAGAAGUUCAUGAAGGAAGAGGAUAAGGCGGCUCAGGAAAAGAUCCUGGAAGAAGCCAAGACUUUACAGUCAACCUUAGAGAAGGACUCUGAAAAGAAGUCCGGAGAUGUGUAUGUCAAGCUGAUGCAGCGGAUUGUGGAACGAGGGAAGGCCUUCGUCAAGAGUGAGGCGGAACGAGUCAAGAACAUCCGUGAGGGAAAGAUUUCCUCCACAAAGAAAGAGGAGUUGCAAGGUCGCCUGAAUAUCAUCAGUUCAUUCCAGCAUGAUGAGUUAUAACCCGGUUUAGUCAUUUGGGGGGGAGAUUUCCAUUGUCGUUCUUAUUUACUUUGUUUUGAGAUUAAUAAAGUCUCUUGUUUUUUUA
Molecule: messenger RNA, 964 nt
Organism: Ornithodoros turicata
Lineage: Eukaryota; Metazoa; Arthropoda; Arachnida; Ixodida; Argasidae
Gene: wbl
Product: endoplasmic reticulum resident protein 29-like
Exons: 4
Coding region: 148-879 (243 amino acids)
Biological process (GO): protein secretion
Cellular component (GO): endoplasmic reticulum lumen; endoplasmic reticulum
Source: RefSeq, a predicted model, not a curated record